Messenger RNA from Insectozyma verbasci, 412 nucleotides. Lineage: Eukaryota; Fungi; Ascomycota; Pichiomycetes; Serinales; Debaryomycetaceae. The record is from the annotation of a GenBank genome assembly.
AUGGAAGAAGAUCGAAUGGAUAGUAUGUUUAACAACCAGUCUAAAUUGAGUAAUACUAACUUAUUAGUUGAUGAUGCUCCUAAAUCUAAACAGAAAUUUGAAGUAAAGAAAUGGACUGCUGUUGCUUUUUGGUCAUGGGGUAUGUAUUAAAUAUAUUGAUCGCGAUUUAAAUUGAUUACUAACUAUUUAAGAUAUUCAAAUUGAAAAUUGUGCAAUUUGUAGAAAUCAUUUAAUGGAACCUUGUAUUGAAUGUCAACCAAAUAGUAUUGCAAAUGGUAAUGAUGAAUGUAUUGCUGCUUGGGGUAAUUGUAAUCAUGCUUUUCAUUUACAUUGUAUUAAAAGAUGGUUAAAAACAAGAAAUGCCUGUCCUUUAGAUAAUACAGAAUGGACAUAUCAAAAAUUUGGUAAAUAA